AGCCGCGCAAGCCUGCUGACCGAGUGUGCUUUGUUUGUUUUACAAUUUCUUUCCAUUUAUCAUUUCUUGUUGCUCCUAACUCUCUUGAAUAUGUAGCAGGAUUGAUAGGAGGUUAAGGUGAGACUGCGUAUAGCUCUAGUUGAUGAAACAAAGCUCUGGUAAAAGCUAUUGAUGCAACUGGGAUUUUGAGAUGGUUAUGGAUGUUUUUAAAUUGGAUUUAACAGGAAUUUAUGUGGAUAUCAAUUUUCAUAAAAACUACAGACUGUCGCUAAAGGAUGAAGGCACUUCUCAGCCGUAACUAGACCGAGCGACUGCUUCCACACUACAGAACCAACCAGCCAGGCAGGCAGCGUGGGGAGAGAUAGGCCGGAGGAAGAUCAUCUCUUUUGGAGGCUUUCACAGAUGGUGUCCCUUGCUCCCUGUAGUGAGAUGGAUACAGAGCCCUGCCCUGGAGAGCAAGAGAGGCGGGUGGUGGAGACCAAUGAGCCAGAGUUGAAGGAGGCCUACACAGGUCCUGGUGACAAGGACAGUCAGAAAGAAAAGGAACUGUCCCAUGGGCCUCAGCAGGAAGACAAGGAGUCCCAUGGGGAGGGAGACCCCAGGAUAGAAAUCCAGGGUGGAGGGAACGCUGGCACUACGUUAAACUCCCUCCCUAUCCCUGAGAAGACAGAGACCCCCUGUGUGGAAGAGAGGAAGCUGAAGAAGACCCCCAGUUUUGCAAAAACAGUGAGGUUCAGUGAGACAGAGUCUGUGGAGGACAGGGAGAGCACAGAGGAGAGUCUAUUCCCAGACCAUGAGAUGGUGCAGUGGAUCUUCUCCAGCUUUGAGGAGCUGUUCCUGGCUGAAGACUGGCAGGACAUCACAGAUGACCGGCUGUUGAGGAAGAAGGUGCUGGCACCUGGCCCCCAGAAAGCUGAGCACCCAGCCUGGGGUCAGGAGGUCACAGUCAAAAUGCAGGGAGUGCUGGAGGACAGGACUGUGGUGGAGAAGGACCCUAAACUGGUGUUCGUCAUUGGAGAGGGAGAUGUCAACCAGGCCCUGGAGGAGUGUGCUAUAGCCAUGCAACAGGACGAGAUCACAUUACUGCUGGCAGAUUCACAGUACACCUAUGGACUUCUGGGAAGGGAGCCUGAUAUUCCGGCCUGGGCCCCCUUACUCUACCAGCUGCAACUCCUGAACAUCAGAGAGAAGCCCGACCCCCUGAUUCUCCCUAUCUCUGACCGUAUCCGCAUCGGCAACCAGAAACGAGAGCGGGGGAAUUUCCACUUCCAGAGGGAGGAGUACAGCAUGGCUGCCAGGGCCUACUGGACGGCUCUGGACGUCCUUACUACACGCACUAAAGAUGGUGGAAGUGCCAUGCUGGUGGAGGGGGAGGAGGUGCUGGACUACCGGGUGAAGUGUCUCAACAACCUGGCAGCGGCUCAGCUGAAACUGGAGCAGUACGACGACGCACUACACACCAGCCGGGAUGUUUUGUCCCUGGACCCACAAAAUGUCAAAGCCCUCUUCAGGACAGGAAAGGCCAUCCAUGUUGAGCUGUCCAAGCUAGUGAAAAGGCAAUCAGGAGGCAAAGACACCCAGAAGUGGCAAGCCAAACCUGCCCAGCUCCUUGGAGACAAUAUUGCCCCAUUUCUGACUCCUUCUAACAAGAAGCCACCUGGAAUUUCAUGGAAGUUCCUGCUUGGUGCUCUGGUGGUGGCCUUGGGCAGUUUAGUGACGUCAGUGGUUCUGACUGCAAGAAACUGAUGUCCUCUACAAAGGAACUGUCCUCUACAAGUCAAGCUCAUGAAUACUAAACUGAGUUGUCUGCUGUGAAUAUAUAUAUUUUUUUAAAGUGAACUGCACUAUGGAAAGACCUGUAUCAAUGUUCACUGACAUACUGUAGCAGCACCAACAUUUGCACCACAGCAGUAUUGUCAUGUUACAGCUUUUGAAUGUAUUGUAUGAAUGAGGGGCUUCUGUAAUAACAGGAUAUUUGUGUCCCAAUAAAUUGUAUCUAUGUCAAUGGAAAAUCUAAUAAACA
This is a messenger RNA of Coregonus clupeaformis (lake whitefish), 2023 nucleotides long. RefSeq names its product peptidyl-prolyl cis-trans isomerase FKBP8-like. Bases 403 to 1746 code for a protein of 447 amino acids. The record is from RefSeq and is a predicted model, not a curated record. The transcript is spliced from 7 exons. Lineage: Eukaryota; Metazoa; Chordata; Actinopteri; Salmoniformes; Salmonidae. Gene Ontology annotation, molecular function: peptidyl-prolyl cis-trans isomerase activity; protein binding.